Molecule: messenger RNA, 1443 nt
Organism: Chaetomium globosum CBS 148.51
Lineage: Eukaryota; Fungi; Ascomycota; Sordariomycetes; Sordariales; Chaetomiaceae
Exons: 6
Coding region: 1-1443 (480 amino acids)
Biological process (GO): peptidyl-serine dephosphorylation
Cellular component (GO): protein phosphatase type 2A complex; cytosol
Molecular function (GO): protein binding; protein phosphatase regulator activity
Source: RefSeq, a predicted model, not a curated record
AUGGUGGACGCAGAGGCGAAUGUACCGACAUGGAAGUUCACCCAGUGCUUCGGUGAUAAGGGAGAUGUGGAAGAUAUCACAGAAGCCGAUAUCAUCUCCACUGUAGAGUUCGACCACACGGGCAAUUAUCUGGCAACGGGCGAUAAGGGCGGCCGCGUGGUUCUAUUUGAGCGCAAUGAAACAAAAAAGACUUGCGAAUACAAGUUCCACACCGAGUUCCAGUCACACGAGCCCGAGUUCGAUUAUCUCAAAUCGCUCGAGAUAGAGGAGAAGAUCAACAAGAUCAAGUGGUGCCGGCGACAAAACGCUUCUCAUUAUCUGCUGUCAACAAACGAUAAGACCAUCAAACUCUGGAAGGUGUUUGAGAAGUCCCUCAAGGUUGUGGCCGAAAACAACCUCUCCCACGAUCUCACUCCGGCAAACAUAGCUGGAGGAGGCGGAGCCCCCCGGCCCCUUCCCAGCGCCCACUUCCGCAAUGCCAGUGACCUGAAGCUCCCGCGACUGACCCACCACGAUACCGUGGUGGCUGCUGUGCCCCGACGGACGUAUGCUAAUGCCCACGCCUAUCAUAUCAACAGCAUCUCGGUGAACAGCGACGGGGAGACAUUCAUCAGCAGUGACGACUUGCGCAUCAAUCUCUGGAAUCUCAACAUUCAGGAUCAGAGCUUCAACAUCGUCGACAUCAAGCCAGCAAACAUGGAGGAGCUGACCGAGGUGAUCACAGCGGCCGAGUUCCACCCAAUGAGCUGCAACUGGUUCAUGUAUGCUAGUUCCAAGGGGACUAUCAAGCUAGCUGACAUGCGGGAGAGCGCCCUGUGCGAUCAGCAUGCCAAGAUGUUUGAACAAGAAGAGGAUCCCUCCACGAGGUCAUUCUUCUCUGAGAUCAUCUCAUCUAUCUCGGAUGUCCGCUUUUCCUACGAUGGCCGUUACAUUCUCUCUCGCGACUACCUGACGGUCAAAAUCUGGGACGUGAACAUGGAAAGGCAACCCAUCAAGACCAUACCGAUUCAUGAGCAUCUUAGACCGAGGCUCUGUGACACGUAUGAGAAUGACAGCAUCUUCGACAAGUUUGAGGUGGUGUUUUCGGGUGAUGGCAAGAACGUCAUGACGGGAAGUUACAACAACAACUUCAUGAUCUACCCAUCGGACCCCGAACAGGAGGUUGAAGUAGUACUUCAGGCCGACAAGUCGGCUUUCAAGGCUAAGAAGGUUGGAGUGCCGACGCCCAUCAACUCAGCCACGAGCCCAACUGCCAAUGGAAAGAAGGGUGGCUCACGGGCGGGGAGCCCAGCGGCACCAGGGCAAGGCCAGAGGAUGCGAAAAGAAACCGAUGCGGACCAGAUUGACUUCAACAAGAAAAUUCUGCACAUGAGCUGGCAUCCCUUUGAAGACAGCAUUGCGAUUGCCGCGACAAAUAAUCUUUUCGUUUUCUCUGCCUUGUAG